Phyllostomus discolor (pale spear-nosed bat) is the source of this 2641-nucleotide messenger RNA. RefSeq names its product ADP ribosylation factor like GTPase 8B (gene ARL8B). Gene Ontology annotation, molecular function: GTP binding; GTPase activity. The transcript has 7 exons. The record is from RefSeq and is a predicted model, not a curated record. Gene Ontology annotation, biological process: protein transport; anterograde axonal transport. Lineage: Eukaryota; Metazoa; Chordata; Mammalia; Chiroptera; Phyllostomidae. Bases 169 to 729 code for a protein of 186 amino acids. Gene Ontology annotation, cellular component: lysosomal membrane.
UCAUAUGACCCGCACGGCUUCCUGGCCCGGCUGCCGCCGCCGCCCGCGUUCGCUGUCGCGCCGGGGCCCGAGGAGCCGUUGGGGGGUCCGGGCCGAGGCCCGCUCGCGUGGAAGCCGCCGCCGCCGUCCGCCCGCCCGCGCGUCCGCCCCCGCGUCCCAGCCGCCAACAUGCUGGCGCUCAUCUCCCGCCUGCUGGACUGGUUCCGCUCGCUCUUCUGGAAGGAGGAGAUGGAGCUGACGCUCGUGGGGCUGCAGUACUCGGGCAAGACCACCUUCGUCAAUGUCAUCGCGUCGGGCCAGUUCAGCGAGGACAUGAUCCCCACGGUGGGCUUCAACAUGCGGAAGGUGACCAAGGGGAACGUCACGAUAAAGAUCUGGGACAUCGGAGGGCAGCCGCGGUUCCGGAGCAUGUGGGAGCGGUACUGCCGGGGCGUCAACGCCAUCGUGUACAUGAUAGACGCUGCAGAUCGUGACAAGAUAGAACCCUCUCGGAACGAACUGCAUAACCUUCUAGAUAAACCACAGUUACAAGGAAUCCCGGUGCUAGUCCUUGGAAACAAGAGGGAUCUCCCCAACGCCUUGGAUGAGAAACAGCUCAUCGAAAAAAUGAACCUGUCUGCCAUUCAGGACAGAGAGAUCUGCUGCUACUCGAUUUCGUGCAAAGAAAAGGAUAAUAUAGAUAUCACACUUCAGUGGCUUAUUCAACACUCAAAAUCUAGAAGAAGCUGAAAAGCAUCUCCUGAAGUCUUCCAGUCCUUCCUGGCUAUAAUCCUAGAAUUAUUGUCCGUUCCUCCGAAGUACUUCCCAGAACACGGUCCUUCCUAAACCCAGGAAAUCGCCUUCCCCCGAGUUUGUUUCUCAUGUGCACUGCUGAAGACGUGUGUCUCUAACCCUCCACACAGAACCCAGAGUCCGCCCGCGUCGUCAUGGUCAAGCCCGCACACAGAGCUGCCCACACACGCUCGUCUCUCUCCGUGUGUGGAGCUUUUUAAAAACAUACUUUUGACCAUCUCAAAUCAAGAAAAUUGCAUAUUUCUGUUCUGGUCUUUCUGGGCCAGAUUUUUAUAUUGGUUUUUGGUAAGCGUCUAUCUACGAUAUUUCAUUAUAGAGUCUAGUAGCUUAACACUGGUCCCGACCUGAUGCAGCAUGGGGUUUCUAGCGCCACACGCGGCGUUUGGGAAGCCCGUGGCUGAGUCGCGGGGGGUAUAGGUGCAGCGUUUGCAUCGCCCACCGGUGCACGCGGGAUGUCUGACCGGGCACCUUAGCAGCUUCAGAAACGGCCGCGCGGUGUGAGCGGGGGCACCAGGUCAGAGCUGCCGGCUCCUUGCGCGGGUGUGGUCCCACGUGGUGGGGUUUACAACGUUCUGCUUCCUGAGACUUCCAGCCCGCCCCCCGCCAGGGAGCAGCGGGGGCCUGAGGAAGGCAUGCUGUUUAUAUCUGCCCAGAUCGUCACUUCUCUAUUUCUUCUUCUUUUUUUUUUUUUUGCUGGUUCAACACACUUUUUGAGGGUUUGGGAACGGAAGAGCCCCGCAGAAGCUUUAUGAGUUGAGAGCGUUCCGGCCAAUGCAAUAAAGCGUGUUCAGAAUGUCCGACUCGGCUCUUUCCGUCUCCACCGCUCGCCCGGCCUCCUGCGUCGGUCACGGGGCCGACUCACACUGCGCAGACACUCGUGCGCAGAAAGCCCGUUUCUGUCUCACUGGUGGCAAGUCCGGCGCCCUUGCGCUUGGUGCCGCUGGACACAGUGACCCUUGUGACACCUGGGGACCGGGCUGCUUUGUCCGACACGGCCAGCGGAGGGCCUGCCAGCUGUUCACUGCGCGAGACCAAGGGCCUGCGGCGGUUCACUGCGACCUCCGGGAGACGGGCACGGGCACGUCCCCGAGCCCGCUCCGGAGCUGAAUGGUCUCCAGUCCCUGAAGGGGCGUGUUCCCGCUGGCACAGGUGUGCUGGGGGUUCACAAGGCCUCGGCAGUGGGCGUGAGUGGGGCUCGCCCACCUCUGGGCGGCCCUGCACGCCUGCAGCCUCGCCCCUUCAGUUCCGCCGGGCUCCUGCGGGCUGUGCUGCUUCACACAGGCGGCAAGCACUCGAGGUGCAGCCAGCGGCGAGUCCCCGCGGGCACCCGCUGCCCUUUGCAGUCUGCCACAGCCACAACGCUGGCAUGCGUUGCACAGACACCGCUGGUUUUCCUCCGGCCCCCUUGUGAUGAGUGUCUCGGCCCCCCCCAUUGUGUCCCCCUUCUUUGAAGCACGUCACAUGCUCCCCGAGAGGGCGGACGGCUCUGUGAGUCCAGGGACGAAUAAGCUGGCUGCCGCGGCUCAGCCCCCGGAGCGGCGCCGAGCUGGUGCCUGAGAGGAGGAACCGGGACUGGACUGCGUGACUGCAGGGACCACAAGGGCCCACGACUCGACCUGUAGCCCAACCUCAACGCGCCCGUGUGUCCAUCCAUUGCCUGCAGCGCUGCGGGACGUCCAGAUGCCGCCGUGGCCGCUUCCCUGCGCGCUAACCUCUGCAUGUGAAAACCUCACCAUGACCGAACUCUGUACAUAUGUGGAUUUUUUUAUUUAGGUGGAUGCAUUUCUGUCUGUUUACUGCUCUUCUCAGCUUUAUUCAAUAAACUUGCAUUUUGAGGGUUGUAUCGACA